AUGGCCGAAAUCAUUGGCCUCGUGGGCGUUGCAUCUCAACUGGUCGAGCAGGUUGUCGAGGCCAUUUCGCUGGUGAAGCAGGUCUGGGACGCGUACCACACCCUGCCUGACCAGUUGAGUCGGUGGCAGAGUGAGAUGGAGGAGUUCAGAGACAUAGUGCAAGCUGUGCAGAAUGAACCAGCCUUCGAGGAGAAAAUUGUCAUUGUAAAUCUGAAGGUAUGCAGCGAACUUGUUACAGACAUCGGAGUGAAGUACAAAUCGAUUCUAGGAACGAUCAAGGGAAAAGGCCAUCCGAAACUCGACAAGCUCUUCACGACGUUCCGCAAACUGCGAGAAGAAGGGGGCCUUGACGAUUUGUUCAAUCAACUCAACCGACGGAAAGGAUCAUUGUUGAUUAUCAUCAAUGAAAUACAACCGAGAUUUCUGAGGGCUCUGGAGCUCCAGCUCGUCGUCGUCGAUCAAAAGAUUGGUGAUCUCAAAUGCAGCUUCCUCACAGCACAAAACACUGUCACACAACUGUCCACAAAAUUGGACAGGCUAGAGGCAACCAAAACGCAGAUCGCUCUGGAGCACGCAUACCGCGUACAAGCGGACUCUCCAACAACCUCUGUGUACUGGAUCAACGCGAGCACAAGCGGCAGUUUUCAUCAGAGCUUUCGGAGGCUCGUCAGCGUUGUAGAGAUUCCUGGUAUAGAUCUCGCUAGAGCCGAUGUGGCCCAAGUUGCUAAGCAAUGGCUUGAGGGUCAGGACUCCGGAGUAUGGCUGCUGAUCAUUGACAAUGCAGAUGAGCUGCGCUUAUUCUACCCUGACUCGUAUCAGGAUGAUCCAUAUCGGGAUGAUCCAUACGAAUGUGAUGAUGACGCUCAGGAGCCACUGUCGAAUUUCUUUCCGGACAGCAACGUGGGGUCGAUCCCGCUCACAACCAGAACCUUCGCUGUUGCGAAUCGAUUUGCUUCCGAACGAAUCGACGCUGUCAUUAACGUGGAUGAAAUGACAAACGCAGAAACGGCAGAGCUCAUCUUCAGCCGAAGUGGCCUAGGGCCUGAGAGUGUCUCUUCUAAUGAUCUCGAGAAGCUUCUUGGGGCUUACCUUCAGUAUCUGGCUCUUGCCAUUACACAGGCCGCUUGCUACAUCUCUGAACGUAAGAAGUUCAACGCCUCGGUGUCGGACUACCUGAAGCUCCUCGAGGGUGGACCGCAACACUCUGAGUCGACCAUCAUGGAUACUCUCAGCAAGGAAUUCGAAGCACAUGGACGAUAUCGAAAACGCAAGUUUCAACGACAUCCAGUGGCGUUCACCUGCUACAUCUCGUUUCUACAAAUUAAGAAUAGCAACAAGCAGGCAGUCAAACUCCUCUCGACCAUGGCCACCGUUGAUCGAUCGCAAAUACCGAGGGAUCUCUUGCUGGAAGAUUCUGAGGAGCAGUAUGGCGAGACCCCUAAACUCAUUGACGCGAUAGCCAUCCUUGAAAAUUACCACCUGGUCACCAGCGAUGAUGGCAGAGUUUUCAACAUGCACCAGCUAGUGCAUCUAGGAAUGAGAAAGCUUUUGACGGAAGGAAAGCUCGACAGUGUCGCCGACGGUCUUUUGAUCAAACUCUCUGAAACGUUCCCCAAACCGGAAGACGAGAAACCAGAAAUCGGAGAUAUUUACGCAUCCCACGCGAAGAAGGUUAUUGACCACGAUGUUGAAGGGAAACUGCUUGGAGUAAAACUCGACCGUUGUCAUUACGUUUGUCGGCAUUACCUGCGCCGGGGUGACUAUAAUACUGCUUUUGAUCUUGCCCGAAAGGGCGCUGAUUGGAGCAGAGCCGGUGUCGGAAAAAAGGACCCCAAAAACUUGGGUUGCCCUGGACGAUCUGGCAUAUGUUUUACUGAAACGGGGCCAGUAUACAGAAGACAGAGAUUGCAGAAAAUCGUCCGCACAAAGAUUAAAGCACUCUCAUGUGUGAAUUCGGCUACCGCCAGCAGCGCGACUUGUCCGUUGGCUGCACACACCCUUCGCGUUUCUGGUCAAUGGACGCUGCCGUUGUGGAACGAUCUCAAACAGAUUUGCCGUAUACGCCAGAUUCUCAAACGGACAAGAAGAACUCAAACCCAGGUGCAGCUGCACAAUCAAAAUGUUUCUUACAAUCUGAGUGACCAUGGUUGA
Cladophialophora bantiana CBS 173.52 is the source of this 2151-nucleotide messenger RNA. RefSeq lists its product as uncharacterized. The record is from RefSeq and is a predicted model, not a curated record. The transcript has 3 exons. The coding region runs from base 1 to 2151 and encodes 716 amino acids. Lineage: Eukaryota; Fungi; Ascomycota; Eurotiomycetes; Chaetothyriales; Herpotrichiellaceae.